Messenger RNA from Pisolithus orientalis, 2885 nucleotides. Its product is annotated as U3 small nucleolar RNA-associated protein. The coding region runs from base 70 to 2784 and encodes 904 amino acids. Gene Ontology annotation, biological process: endonucleolytic cleavage to generate mature 5'-end of SSU-rRNA from (SSU-rRNA, 5.8S rRNA, LSU-rRNA); endonucleolytic cleavage in 5'-ETS of tricistronic rRNA transcript (SSU-rRNA, 5.8S rRNA, LSU-rRNA). Gene Ontology annotation, cellular component: 90S preribosome; nucleolus; small-subunit processome. The transcript has 6 exons. The record is from RefSeq and is a predicted model, not a curated record. Gene Ontology annotation, molecular function: protein binding; U3 snoRNA binding. Lineage: Eukaryota; Fungi; Basidiomycota; Agaricomycetes; Boletales; Pisolithaceae.
AAAUACUGCUGGUGCUCUCAGACUGGUGUUCAAGUGACCAAACAACUUCCAGUACCUCGACUAAGAAAUAUGGUAGGAAAUCAGCGUUUAAAAUACAGAGGCUACAAGAAAUUGCGUACGAUUGAACCAUUGUAUACAGGUGGCCCGGUAGCGAUCACCUCGAAUGGUUCAAACAUUGUCACCUGUCUCUCUGGAGAGGCGCUGUUUACGGACGUAAAACGUGGCCGAUUACUAUGUCGAUUCCCGAGUGAUGGCCAAAGUAUUACUUCACUUUGUUUGACGCCGGAUGCAUCCCACCUCGUCACUUUUACGGAUGCACCUUCUCUCAGGCUUUUUAAGAUUCCCAAAACGCUUACUGGCCAACCUGCCCCACCCUCUCGAAUAACAGCCCGUCCACAUGAUGCUCCAGUCCAUGUGUGCGCUGUCGACCCAACUUCAACUUACCUUGCGUCCGGAUCAGCGGACGGUGUCGUAAAGGUCUGGGAAAUAUCCACCGGGCAUGUGACUCACGUAUUCAAGGGGCACGGUGGUGUAGUUAGUGCGUUGAAGUUCAAUUUUCCAAGAAACGAGUCUCUCGGCCAACAUGAACGUGUCGCCCAGCUUAUAACCGCCUCUGUUGACACCAAGAUACGGGUGUUUGACUUAACGGCAACGUCGAGGAACGAUCAGGGGGCACUGCGUCCUGUUGCUGUUCUUGAGGGUCAUGUCUCUGUACCCCGUGGCUUGGACGUCACACCAGACGGCAAAUGGCUUCUCAGUGGCGGGAGAGAUGCGGUGGUUUUGAUAUGGGACAUGACCUUUUCUGGUGCAACCCUUGGCCAAAACAAGGGCAAGUCCAAAGCUUUGGUCACCAGUCCCACCCCGGUCAAGACUAUCCCCGUAAUGGAACGGGUGGAAGCCGUCGGAUUUGUCCACUGCGACUGUGACGGCUCCUCCACGGCCGCCGAUCAACAUCUAUUUACUGCUGGAGAAAAGGGCGUUGUUAAAAUAUGGAAUUGGAAAGGAACUCUCCUUCAUCAUCUGGGCACAGGUUGGGAACAGGAGCAGGAGGAGCAGCGACAGGUACUUGAAGCGAUGUACAUACCGACUCUGGAAGCUGUCCUUUCCGUUCACGCAGACCAGAAUAUCUUCAUCCACUCUGUUAAUUCCGGAAAACUUACCCAGCAGUUGAUUGGAUUUAAUGACGAAAUUGUUGACGCAGCCUUCUUAUCUCCGGCAGUUUAUCCUUCGAAUGCCUCCGAAAGCAGCGUCCAUGACAAUUACAUUGCCCUCGCUACCAAUUCCUCUCUGAUUCGUGUAUACUCGACUUCGGGUUCUAGUGUUCAACUGCUACCUGGCCACUCGGACAUUGUGUUGUCUCUGGACAGAAGUGCAGGUGGUCAUGUGUUUGCAAGCGGUAGCAAGGAUAACUCUGCGAGAAUAUGGGCCCCUUCGCAUUCGUCAGCCGUCAGCGCGCAGUGGACUUGCGUCGCUUUCUGCGAGGGCCACGCAGGGAGUGUUGGGGCGGUUGCAAUAUCUCGGACGCAUAGUGACACCGAUACACGACUUCGGUUCUUAUUUACUGGCAGUCAGGACCGCACGAUAAAAAUGUGGGAUUUGUCGGACGUCCCACUGACGAGUGACGACCAACAGGUCCUUAAAUGUCGCAGCCUUACAACGUUUAAGGCUCACGAAAAGGAUAUAAACUCCCUCGACGUUGCACCAACCGACCAAUUACUGGCAUCGGGGUCACAAGACCGCACAGCAAAUGUCUACGAAAUCUUCUAUUGUCCGUCUUCCGGGUCAAGACCUCCGUCUGGCGAAAUUAAGAUCCUGGGGACAUGCAAAGGGCAUAAACGGGGUGUCUGGAAUGUGAAGUUUGGGAAGACGGAACGUGUUCUGGCUACAGGCAGCGGUGACAAGACCAUAAGACUGUGGAAUCUGGAGGACUUUACCUGUGUAAAGACAUUCGAGGGACAUGCCAACUCAGUUCUCCGCGUGGACUUCAUCAAUCACGGAACUCAGUUGGUUAGUUCCGCAUCCGAUGGCCUUGUGAAGCUCUGGAGCACAAGGGAAGAAGAAUGCACUGCGACGUUGGAUAACCAUGAGGACAAGGUCUGGGCUCUUGCUAUCAGCACAGACGAGCGGGUUAUAGUUUCUGCAGCUGCUGAUUCUGUUGUCACGUUUUGGGAAGACUGCACUGAGGAAUAUGAACAAGAAAAAGAAGCGAAGCGCGUUGAGCAGGUUCUCAAAGAACAAGACUUCGUGAAUUAUAUCGCGCUGCAUGACUACCGCAGAGCAAUAGAGCUUGCGCUCUCUAUGCAGCAACCUGGGAAGUUGUUUUUACUGUUUGGGGAUAUCAAGUCAUCAGCGACAGAGUCCUUGUCAGUAAGCAAUGGAUCCGUGACUGGCCAUCUGGCAGUAGAUGAGGUACUCCGUUCGUUAUCUGGGCAAGACCUUGCACUACUCUUGCGGUACGUUCGCGACUGGAACUCCAAUGCCAAAACGAGUGGGGUCGCUCAAAGUGUCUUGUACGCUAUGGUGAAACUACGGCCCAUCGAAGACAUCGUCUCUGCCUUUGGAAACGAGUCGUCGGACGCCCUUUCGUCCGAAGCUAACCCCCGAAAGCAGGCAGGCGGAAGAACCGCGUUCAAGGAGUUGAUUGAUAGUUUGAUUCCAUACACACAACGUCACCUCUCUAGGUUGGGCCGAUUAGUCCAGGAAAGCUUUGUCCUGGACUACAUUUUAAGUGAAAUGGAUGGAGAGAUUUUCGAAGGGGAGGGCCACGUGGUAGCGGGCGAAUGAUGCGCACGAGUUGAUUGACCAAAAAAAAAAGUAUACGUAUUCCCAUCUUUAAUCGUGUAUUCGCACCCUUCCCAGUCGACAGCCAAUGACACCAUUGAAGA